Messenger RNA from Notechis scutatus (mainland tiger snake), 1868 nucleotides. The record is from RefSeq and is a predicted model, not a curated record. Lineage: Eukaryota; Metazoa; Chordata; Lepidosauria; Squamata; Elapidae.
UCCUCCUGACGGUGAGCGACGCUCUAGGCUGCCUCGUGUGCUCUUCGCUGCUCCCGGCGGUCUCAGACCCGGGCUGGACUUGGGCGAAGGGACGCGGCGGCGGCAGCGGCUGCUUCCGUCAUUUCUAUCCCGCGCCGCGCCUGGACGGUGCCGCAAGUAUUGACCUCUCAGGCUUCCCCCUGCCCAAACACGCGCCGUCCUCCUAAGACCCGGCGGCCAGCUUAUCUCUUAUCCUGACGGUGCUUUCGCCGUCCUCUGGCCUCCUCCUCCUGGCGGUCUUCCCGUGGCGCCGGCGCUUGCAAGCCCAACCCGCUCCCACCCUUUCGCCGGCCAAGGACGGCAGUUCUCUCCCAGUUCCUUUGCACCCUCGUAUUUAUUGCCGUUGUUAUUCGCUUGUUACCCAUCAGAUUCUAGCAGUUUCGUCCCCUUCUUAUUUUAUACCUUGAAAAUUAUUUUCUUGUCUUUUAGUCUGCAGUCCCUCCGGGGGGGUGGCUGGGAGAGCAAUAGUGUUUCGUCGUGAUUUUCCUUUUCUGGCAAUAGUUUUGGAGAAGUAGCCUUUGAAUCCAUUGCAGUAAAAGCAAGGGAUUUUGGUGGCACUAAAGACUAAAAUUAUUUAUUCGGAUGUUGGCUUCAUUAGAUAGCCGUUACUACUAGAUUGCAGUGCUGCCACACACAUAAUUGGCAAAUCUAAUUUUGAUCAUGUGCCAGUAAGUGAACAUAAUUUAUAUGUUUUGUGAUUAGCUUUAAUUCUCUGUAGGCUUCUGUCUUCCUAGUAGUAGUAAAUGCUUUAAGAAUAAUCACAUUGUACAGAACUGCAGUGUAGCCCUUUUUGUGUGAAAGAGCUUUACUUGGUCCAAAAAGACUGUAAUUGGAAUAGUUUGCAUUGUCUUCAUUUGUCAUUUAUAGAAAAUUGGUAGAUUUGUUCAUGUGUUAUGUAGUUUUUGUAUUUUUGCCUUAGGUGUAUUACUGACCAGUGAUAGAGAUGUAGAAAGAAUAGGAAUUGAUUAGAACUGAAAUCUUUCCCAAACCUAAUAUUUUUCAACCAUUUUGAGCAUGAUGUAGUCCCUAACAUCUUGGUUUUAACCACAGUGAAUGAAAAUUAUGUUAGAACAACAAUAUAUGAAAUUAUUUGCUGCCAGAUAGAAAAAUGAAGAUGUCCUAAGUGAAAUUGCUUCAGUUUUAGAAUGUUUGGCACUCCAGGCCUGCAGAAACGAAGUGCGAUUUAUAGCCAAGCUGGAAAUAGCCAGCAAAACUGCCAAAUACGACAUGGAAGACAGGUGAACUUCCUGAGAACUGAAGUGAAAGUUGACAUAGUUUCUAUGAAACCAUAAAUGACUUCUUGGCAUCUUGAUUGCCAUGACACCCAGCACAGGAUUAUGUGAAGAAUGUGGGAAUCCUCCCCUUAAAAAACUGCUCACAGCCAUGGCUAAUUCCAGGGUUUGCCUGUUGUUUUGACACCAUGGGAACGUGCUGCAGUAGCCCAUGCCGAGACAGGGUUCCACAUAAUCACCCUACCAAGUUUAAGGUGACAAAUGUUGAUGAUGAGGGCAAGGAGCUGGGCUCAGGGAUUAUGGAAUUGACACAGAGGGAGCUUGUUUUGCACACUCAUAAACGCGAUGCUGUUCGGUGGCCAUACCUUUGCUUGCGUCGCUAUGGCUAUGAUUCCAACCUCUUCUCCUUUGAAAGUGGACGUCGCUGCCUGACUGGACAGGGAAUUUUUGCAUUCAAGUGCUCAAGAGCUGAAGAGAUAUUUAAUUUGCUGCAGGAUCUGAUGCAGUGUAAUAGUAUCAGUGUGGUGGAGGAGCCUGUUGUCAUUACAAGGAAUGCAGCUGAACUGGAACUACCCCGGACUCCCCAGACAGCCGAGA